Messenger RNA from Seriola aureovittata, 7927 nucleotides. RefSeq names its product adducin 3 (gamma) a (gene add3a). Gene Ontology annotation, biological process: barbed-end actin filament capping. The coding region runs from base 575 to 2653 and encodes 692 amino acids. The record is from RefSeq and is a predicted model, not a curated record. Lineage: Eukaryota; Metazoa; Chordata; Actinopteri; Carangiformes; Carangidae. Gene Ontology annotation, molecular function: actin filament binding. The transcript has 16 exons. Gene Ontology annotation, cellular component: plasma membrane; cytoskeleton; postsynaptic density.
GUAAUAUACUGCUGUGUAUCUGUGAGUAUGUGUGGGAGACAAAGACAGAAAUGACGGGUCUGUAUGUUCCAUCUGGCACCUUGUAAACGGAGUCAAGUCACCGCCUCGACUUUAAAGAACUUCACAGCUCUUCUUUUUCUUGUCCAGUGACGAUGCUUCCAUAUACCAUCUCGAUGUUACGGUAGCUGGAUGAUUUGGAAAACCCACAGAGAGGCCAACUGCUGUUUUGUGCUUCCCAUCCAGCCCUCCCUUCAUCUUUCUGUCAUUCUUUAUCUAAUAACCAACGAUAACGGAUGAGGAGAUUGUGAGGACACCACAGGGGGAGGGAUUGAGGGAUGAGGAUGGUGCCGUCGGCCGGGGAGGAUGAAGAGGGAGAGAGAGAGUCGUGGAAUUUCUUGGUGCAUAGCUGUGGUAUCGUCUUGCGCAGCUGAAAAAUGUAUCAAAGUGAUUUUUUCUCGCUGCUGAUACUCCCCUAAUCGCAGGCCAGGAGACAGCGAUUGCAGCACCAGGCCUUCGGUGAGAGCCAGAGCGGGAGCCAUAGAGCGAGCGAGCGAGCGAGUGAGGUGAAGCAGGCAUGAGUGCGGACAGCCAUCAGGGGGUGGUGACCACCCCUCCCCCAUCCGGAGGAGGGACCAAGGAGCGCUACUUCGACCGGGUCAACGUCAAUGAUCCGGAGUACAUCAGGGCCAGAAACAUGUCACCUGACCUCCGGCAGGACUUCAACGUCCUGGAGCAGAAGAAACGUGUCACACAGAUACUACAGAGCCCCGCCUUCAAGGAGGAGUUGGAGAGUCUGAUCCAGGAGCAGCAGCGGAAGGGAAACAACCCCACCGGCCUGCUUGCCCUCAGACAGAUCGCUGACUUCUUCAUGGCCAGCUCAGUGGCUGGCUUCAACACCUCCCCCCUCAGUCUGGGGAUGGUCACUCCCAUCAACGACAUGUACGGAGUGGAAUCCACCACGAUGGUGAAAGGCGAGAAGCUCACGCGUUGUAAACUGGCCAGCCUCUACAGACUGGUGGACCUGUUCAGCUGGGCGCACUUCGCCAACUCUUACAUCACAGGCCGGGUCAGUAAAGAGCAAGACCACAUCCUUAUCAUCCCCAGGGGAUUAUCAUUCGCUGAGGCAUCUGCAUCAAACCUGGUGAAGGUCAACAUCAUCGGGGAUGUGAUCGAGCAGGGCUCCACCAACCUGAGGAUCGACCCUGCUGGUUUCAGCCCCCAUGCUGCCAUCUACUCCAUGCGUCCAGACAUACGCUGCAUCAUUCACGUGCACACUCCUGCCACGGCUGCUGUGUCGUCUAUGAAGUGCGGCAUCCUGCCCAUUUCCCAGGAGGCGCUGAUCCUGGGUGACAUCGCCUACUACAACUACCAGGGCAGCCUAGAUGACCAGGAGGAGCGCCGCGAGCUGCAGAAAGCUCUGGGGCCAACAGCAAAGGUUUUGGUGCUGAGGAAUCAUGGCGUCGUUGCUCUUGGGGAGACCAUUGAAGAGGCCUUUCACUACAUCUACAAUGCCCAGUAUGCCUGUGAAAUCCAGGUGAACGCCAUCUCAUGUGCUGGCAGUGUGGACAACCUGAUCGUGCUGGACCAGGAGAAGUACAAAUCACGAGUGUUCGCCGUGGCCACAGCGGCUGCUGUCAACAUGGCUGGCCAGUACAAGUGGAAGGUUGGAGAGCUGGAGUUUGAGUCUCUGAUGAGGAUGCUGGAUAACCUGGGCUACAGGACAGGCUACGCCUACAGGCACCCCAUCAUCCGGGAGAAGCCAAGGCACAAGAGCGACGUGGAGAUCCCCGCCACCGUCACGGCUUUUAUGUUCGAGGAGGACGGGGACGCCGGUGCCACGCGGCUGCCCUUCAAGUUCUUGCAGCAGCGACAGCAGAGGGAGAAGACGCGCUGGCUCAACUCUCCCAACAGCUACACCAAGGUCAGCGUGGAGGGCGGAGAGGAGCGCUACAACAGCCGGACCACCACGUGGAUGAAGGCAGAGGAGACGGGAACCCCGAUCCGGAUCGAGGACCCAAAUCAGUUUGUCCCUCUCAACACAGAUCCCACUGAGGUGCUGCAGAAGAGGAACAAAAUCAGAGAGCAGAACCGGUUUGAUGUGAUGUCAUCAGGGCCACGCUCUCAGCACCUUGCAGGCAUCCCUGUCGAUGAGCCACGACGGGAUCUGGUGCAGAUAAACGUUCUGCCAUACGUGCCCACAGAGGAGGAGCAGAUGGCUCCCCUGCCUCCCAACCCCUUCAGUGAGCUGUCAGAGAAGGAACUGGAGGAGUACCGCAAGAACGUAGAGAAGAGGCAACUGGGCCUCAGUGAUGGCGAGCACGAGCUAACCUCCGAUGACGGCUCCACUCUCUCUCAGUCUCUGUCUCUCACCCAGUCCCCGCAAAGCACUCCAGCUAAAGAAGAGAACCACACGGGCCUGAUGAACGGCAAAGACGACCACAGCCAUGUGGACGAGGAGCUGUCCAAGCGCGUCAGUCAGCUGACCACCAGCAUUGAGAGCGUGGAGAUCACGGUGCGCUCCGGCGAGAAGAUCGAGGAGGCCCUGUCCCCCGAGAGCUCGCCCUCCAAGUCCCCCAACACCAAGAAGAAGAAGAAGUUCCGCACCCCGUCCUUCCUGAAGAAGAACAAAAAGAAAGAGAAGACGGAGGCCUGAGAUUAAAGGAGUGGCAGAGGCGAGGCAGGCAGGAAGACCGUCUGGCAUAGAGGAAGAAAGAGGGACGGCAGCCACCUUUUCUGUUUAAUGUCUGUGUUUUUAUUUUGUCUCCGUUUUCAAUGUCCUUUUACGUUUUUAAUUUUAUUUGAAUUUUUUUAACAAAAGGUUUUUAUGUACAAAAGGCAGACGAAAGGAUUACAGAAAAAAUGAUUUGGUUUGUAACAAAAAAAAAAGGAAAAAAGAGGUGGGUAUGUGGGUCCACAAAUUCAUACUGCAGCAGAUGUGGGGUGACUAAUUAAAUUUUGGGUGUCUACACACCUGAUCACCUAUGCAGUACUCUAACAGGGCUCCUUGAGUCAUCAAGUGUCAUUUGAGGUCAUUUCGAUCCUGAAUAACUGGCUCCCCCUGUGUCGUUUCCCAGGCUGAGAACAGAACUUGAAACCACAAAUCGUAUUUCCUGCUUCAAAAUCCAAUUUUAUGAAAUGAUUGGAUUGCAACCUGAGUGUUGUAAAACUGCACAAGUUGAAACUAAACCUCUCUUUUUUCUGUCAAGGCUUCCUGGUCUUUUAAAGUUUUGUUUUUACAUUCUGGUCACCUGACUCUGCAUCAGGAACCGAGCGGCCACAUGAAAUUUGAAGUCACACUGGAAAGGGUUUGUGUUGAUUUAUUUACUGUGAGAGAAGUUUUUCUCUCCGCCUCGCUCACUCUCACUCUUCAAGCUUCUUUAGGCGCAGGCUUCUGAUACAAACCUUCUCUUCAGCUGAUUGUGGUUGAACUGCAGAUGAGUUAAAGGUUUGCCAGACUGGACUAGAUAGUGAGGAUGAAGGCUGGGCGGCCUAUCAGAGCUUAGUUGACAUUAUCUCAAAGAGCUGUCGACCCAUUCAAAAUAUUUAUGUAGCAUUUUCUCAUCUUCUCUUCAUCUCAGUGUUUUUGCCAAACUAAAUGGAAGAAUGGAAAAAACAAUCUCAAUAUAGUAAAGCGUCACUGUUUGUGUCCGGUUUGUCAUCUCAUGAAAUUUGAUCUUUUUUUUUUUUUUUUUUUUAUUGAACACAAAUUUGGUAUUAGUCGCCUCCGUUUUGUACUCAUUUCUAAGCUUUUACAGAGAAUACAGAUGUUACGCAUGUUUUCUCUUUUUGCAAGAAGUGAAUUUAUAUGGCUGACUGUUCUGUAGUGAUGCCUGAUUGCUCAAAUUAUAUUCUAAUCCUCAGAGUACGCAAAAUUAUUAUAUAACACAUGAAAACUGGAUAUGUUGGCUAUAGAUUUUUAACUAUAUAUUUUUUAUUUUAUUGUGCUGCACUUUUCUUGUGGUAUAUAACACCUUUUAGUUGCCGGUGGUUUCACCAGUGAAGGAGAUUGUGAAGUAUUUUGGUAAAAGUUGUGCAAGUAGCAAGCAAGGCAUGGUGUCGGAGAACGGUCAGGACCCAGAAAGUGAGUCGUAUGAAGACAGAAAGAAAAGUCUUUCAUUGGUGUCAGGCGUGAGAAAUGAUCUCUACUGCUCAACUCAACAAAAAAACAAAACAAAACAACAAAAAAAAUUUAAAAAAACAGCAUGUGUAGUGCUGAAUACUGCGUCAAACUAUCUGCAGUCGCCAGCUGAAAUGAGAAUCAUGGGUCGUGGAGAGUGGAACUAUGACGUCUUUUUUUAUGGUGUGUUUGUGUGUGUUUUUAAAGCCAUAUUGUAAUUUUUCUUCCAUUUUUAUUUUUUUUAUUUUAUUUUUUUCAAAUGAUGAGACAAGGGUUGCGAUUCUCGUCUGCCUGCUUGGCCAUCAAGGACCCUAACAAGACUUCUGUUAAAUCACCCCAGUGACUGCACAUCAACACCCCUCAGGCUCCCAAAAACUUCUAUUUUCUGUAGCUACAGUCACAGCAGCUACGCUUCCUCGCUUAAUUUGCCAUUUACUUCCUCCUGGAACUGGAACAUUAUAAGGAGGUCACAUGGACAUUUUAUGUUUAAUUGAUCACUCUGCGAGCCCGGCUGUCAUUUCAGUUUCUAAAGUCUCCCCUCGUGUAAUUUCUCUAGUAAACACGAUGGUGUUGUAACUGUCAGAUGACCCACAGUUGAACUCUGCAAAGCCAAAGUGUGAUGGGUUGCCGCAUAUCCUCCCCCCGCAGUUUAACCAGAUGUACCAAUAUCCCAGCUAGCAAUGUGAAGUAUUGGAUUUGGAGGGAGGGAGGGAGGGUUUCGGGGCACAUCUUUAGCUGUGUCAAACGAUAGCUUCUGGCUCUGGGCGAAGAGCUGAGGUCACACAACUGAGAGAUGGAGAAGGGAGGUGUGAGUUUGGAAAUGGAAGUGCAUAUGUGUGUGUGUGUGUGUGUGUUUAGUAGAGAUGGGGCAGGGGGUAAGGACAACCUGACACUAACACACCAUGUUUUUAUCACUCAGACUGUCUUUUUUUUCUUUUUCAUACCAUCUCUCCACCUGGAAAGUUUAUUUUUCAUCCUCCAUUUGUAUCGCAGUACACUCUCUUUUUUCUUUUAGUUUGCAGAGAGCACUAGACUUUUUUUUAAUAACCAUUUUAUGAGCAUUCGUUGCUCCCAGAUGAACUGAAUGUGCAUUGCAUCCUUUUUAUUUUCUCCUCUUCUGUUUCCGACUGUUUGCACCUUGCUUUACUAAUGCCUCUCUAUCCACCUUUUUUUUCCGUUUUUAAAAAAAGAACGAGUUUUGCUUUGGCAUGCCAGAAUGAGCCAAGCUACUUUGUGACCUGUGAAAAUCCUAUAUAAAUGGUUAUCUAAUGGAGUUGCUUUUAGAUGUAUUGCUAAUCAGUGUAAAUUCACAAAUAAAACUGUAUUUUAAGAAACGGAAGCUCAUUUUUCAUGUUUGUGCAUCACAAUUCACAUCAUUCUUCAACUUGUUUUUCAGUUCAACAUAAUCCAUGCACACUCAUUUUACUUUAUACCAUUAUUGUGACUCGAGCAUUUAAGUGACAAACUGUACAUAGUCAGAGGAUGACAAGUUUAAUGCUGCAUUUUUCGUAAUAAUUUCACGGUAUUGUAGAACAGCUUCAUAUAGAAGGACCUAUGCUGAAAUACAGUGUUAAAUGAGCAGGAAAAAACAGUAAAUGGUGCCUUUUUGUCGUUAUUCCUGAUGUUAAAAGAUGAGAAUGAAUAUACUGUCUGUGUGAAUAGUUCAAUCAGGAAGCUACUGCACAUGUGUGGCAAUGACAGCAUGAAUGCAAACGAGGCGGUGACAAUGAUCAUAGCAGGCACAGGAAAUGCGGAAGCACUUGACAGAAAUGGUGUCAAGUGAAAAGUGAGCACACUGACACUUCUGAAGUCGUGCAUUCCUCUGUCAAGCAAAUUGUAUCCAUGGCCAUAAAAAGGGGGCGGGUUGUGUCUUUGGGAUAUAGAGAGACGCACAUGAGCUGCAGAAAAUACCCUGCACAUUACCACAGAUUAACCCUUCUACAUCUUAAUAAAGAGGUAUUUUGUUAUUGACAUACUAUAGAUACUAUUUGUAAUUUUUUUUUACCUGUGAACUCAUGGUUAAAUCAGUGGUUUUGAAACUUGGGCCCAGGACCUUUACAAGGGACUUUGAGAUGAAGAAAUAAGAAAAAAAUCUAAAUUCUGCUACCCCAAAUAAUUUUUUAUCUCUCAGACUUCUCUAAUUGUUGGUUUUUGUUAAGUAAUAUAAAAAAAUAUAUUUAAAUCAAAUAAUUUGACAAGGAAAAAUGUCUCUGUUCAUAGAUAUGCACGUUAUGAAUAUCUUAAAAUAAUCCACCAGUUUAGCAUUGCACUCCUAUUAUCAGGCUCAUGGUGGACAGUUUUUAACUGAUGCAAAAGAACCUGAAAUAUUGUCAUUUUUUAAUCUUCCUUGUCAAAUCUUGGCACUGAUAGUCCAUUACCCACAAUGCAACUCAGCUGCAGAUAGUUAAAUCAGAAAUUUGGGCACGCUAUGCUUGUAGCAGCUAAUGUGGCCUGUAGCUUCAAGCAGAGAUGAGGAGAAAACUGGUAAGCUCAUUUCUAUCUGACGCCACACCACCACAUUUUUAUACACCCAAGUGACGUCCCUUGAGGACAUUUAUCAGGUUUCACACACAGCCUUUUUUUUUUUUUUUUUUGGGCGAUUGUAAAACCUGUAAACAGACUUUAAUGUGUAAAAUUGAUGGAGGUCCCUUUUAAGGAGUCAAAAUCAAAACAGGCUGGGAACCACUGGUUUAAACAACAGUUGUGAGUUCUAGUUUUUACUUUCUGUUUUCACUUUGUUUAGUUGUGUCUACAGCUACAGUCUUCUUCGCUGUUAAUAUCCAAAUCAACUGGACUAUUUGCCGCCACAGCAGAGACGCCUGUCUCAUGUUGGUACUAAGUAGACGCAGCUUGACACAACAUUGCGUCUGUGUUGCACAGUGAGCGUGGACUGUCCUAUACAGUAUCCAGGCAAAUGGGGGACUUUGUGUGCAUGAGAGCAGCCAAUGUGCCUUGACUGCAUUUAUAUCCUCAGAUGCAAAGCAAAAUAUGCAAAACCCACAUCAUGAUAAUGUGUGCUAACUUCCCUGUAAGAUGUCUCUCUCUUGGGUCUUUCAGUAUCAGCCAGUUGACUGAAUAUUAGAAUUAAAAGAGUUUUUAUAUUAUAUUUUAUUUGCCCCCUUUCUUGCCCUUUUACUGUGGCCUCGAGUAAUAAGAAAAUUGUUUAAAAUGUUAUCUUUAUGAUGCUUAGCUUCUGUAGAUUUUAUUGGUGAAGAUGUCCACUUUCUAUCACUUCUUAUCAUGUCUCCUUUUAGAUAAGAUUAGAUAUUUAAACAAAGUGAUGAUGCCUUUUCUCACCUUGGCCUAUUUGCUAAGUUGCUAUCAGCAACAUGAACUCAAUCUAACAAUCCAAUGUAGCCACUUACAAAAUUGUCGUUUUGUUUAGGAAAGUUAAAGACCAGAUGAUUGAGUUUGAAAUUUUCAUGAAUGCAUGAAUAGUUCUAGAGAAAAUUAUCUUAAUGUCAUUUUAGUGAAAGGCAUCAACAUGGACAACACAAACAUAAACAACCACCAAAUGUCAUUUGACUGGAUCUUCAUCUUCUCUGAGGCCCAGUAAGAGACACCUCAGGGGUUAUGUUGGUGAAUGGCGAGAAUGAGAUGAGAGAAAACUGGACUGGCCCCAUUUUAUUCCUCCUCACUCCCCAUGUCUUUAUCUAGGAUCAUUUAAGUUUUACACAUUGGUAGAUUUAGCUUCCAUAUAUAGUAUUUACAACACUGUAAUCCUGUCCUGGCGUCAGUGAAUGUGAUAUCAAUAUACAGCACUUUAUUUGGCAACGUUCCUGAUACAAACAAUAAAAGCCCAUGAGCGAU